UCAUUGCUUAAUUAAUAGAAAAAAACUCGAAUAACCAUCAUAAAAUAAUAAACCAAUAAAAAUUUAUAUUAUUUAAUAUUAAAUACUUAUAAAACAAUGCUAAAAAGUAGUAAUUUGGAAAGUAUUAUUAAUGCUGUGGAAAAGGAAGGUCAGCCGCCGUGCGCAACAGAUGAUUUGCAAGUACAAUUAUCGUCAGCUGUGAAUAAUAAGGACUUUAGCAAUAUCAAUCAAAUACCGCCGCUACAAGCUGACAAUACUUUUGAAAAUGUUAAUAAUGUUGAAAACGAUGCUACUUUCGCGGCAAACGCAAAUACUGAGCUGCCCCCUUCAUUGGCUAACAGACAGUUGACCACUGGUCUAUUGCAGAUUUUCGAGCCACCAUUGUCCAAAGCGCGCGGUCAGCUGAAGGAACUCAUUGGCAAACAGAAUAAAAUUUACAUUGAUUUGUCGACGGAGAAAUACAGAUUAGAUAAUGCUGAAACUGAGAAACUGCAAGAAAUGAUGAACAAUGUAAAAAUUUAUCGCGAAAAGUUAAUAAAGAUUAAAAAACAAAUGCAAAGCAUUUAUCAACGUACUAAAGUAUUGAAGAAACGCGCACUUAAUGUGCAGUACUGUAAACAGAAAGAACUACAACGCAAACUGUACAAACAACAACAAGAGGAAGCCUUGAUUGCCAAGCAAACGCAACAAACCAAAGCAACAACGCCGUUGCAAUGAAGAGGAGCAAACUAAUAAUUGAAUGUACACGGAAAUUUUCAUAGAUUUUGUAUGUAAUAUUGAAUGAAAGAAUUUUAAAGACUUGCAUAUUAUUAUAGUUAAAAAAGUAGAUUUUUAUAUAUUUCAUAUAAAAUAUACAUACAUAUAUAUUAAUAUAUUUAAUUAAAAUGAAAUGAAUGCCCUAUGAGCGCCAUGCCUUUCUUAACAUACAUAUUUUUGUUUUUAAGUUUCUGCGCCACAAAAAGAAUGAGCAUAAGAACAAGCUACCAUGC
Messenger RNA from Ceratitis capitata (Mediterranean fruit fly), 989 nucleotides. RefSeq names its product biogenesis of lysosome-related organelles complex 1 subunit 6 (gene Pldn). Bases 97 to 717 code for a protein of 206 amino acids. The record is from RefSeq and is a predicted model, not a curated record. Gene Ontology annotation, biological process: intracellular transport. Gene Ontology annotation, cellular component: BLOC-1 complex; transport vesicle; extrinsic component of membrane. Lineage: Eukaryota; Metazoa; Arthropoda; Insecta; Diptera; Tephritidae. The transcript is spliced from 5 exons.